AUGGCUGAAGAGCUGAAACCCUAUAGAUACCUCGUCGACGGAAUGUCUGGAGACUUGAAGACCUACCGUGGCAGCUGCCACUGCGGCGCCUAUGUCUAUGAAGCCAAGAUGCCCCACGUCUUCAAGGUGCUCGAGUGCAACUGCAGUUCGUGCUAUAAGAAGGGCGCUUUGUGGGUUGUUCCUGAGCCGGGAAACAUUCGCUUCGUCAAAGGCGACCAUAAUACCCUGGCAAAUUAUACCUUCGGAGAGAAAACCAUUAACCAUAAGUUCUGCCCCAACUGUGGAGUUCAGCUUUUGUUUGUCGGAGACGCCACGCUUCCAAAGCCCGGUGAGGAACCUCGGAUGGGAGCCAAUGUUCGAUCGUUUCAGCAUGGUCAAGGUGUCGACGUAUGGAAUAUACUAAAGUUCUAUGCGGAUAACAAAGAGUUCAGGGGCCCUUAUAAGACGCCUAAGUUCACAGGACCAGAGCCGAAAGCUGUGAUAGAAGGCGGGAAGGUGUACACUGGUAGUUGCCAUUGCGGCGCAGUCAAAGUGGCAUUGAAAACAAAACCUCUCGAUAAGACUUCCACGGAAACCAUUAUGGAAUGUAACUGCAGUAUAUGUAACAGGAUGGGUUACGUAUGGCUCUAUCCUCAGAAAGAUCAGGUCGAGAUUGAAGGCGAAGAAAAUCUCGCGUACUAUAAAUUUGGUACUGAGCUGGCCGAGAAGUCUUUCUGUAAAACAUGUGGAAUAUCGAUUCACAACAACAUACCACCAAUCUCCGAGGAGGAGCUCAACAAGCUACCCGAAGGCGUGCGGGAGUUCAUCAAGGGAGGGUUGUCGUUAACACCGAUUAACCUGAGGGUCUUCAACGAUUUGGAUGUCGGGAACUUAAACGUGAAACAGGUUGAUGGCUACAAUCGUCCGCCGCUCUACGUCGAGCCAUGA
This is a messenger RNA of Daldinia childiae, 927 nucleotides long. RefSeq lists its product as uncharacterized. Gene Ontology annotation, molecular function: carbon-sulfur lyase activity. The transcript is spliced from 5 exons. The record is from RefSeq and is a predicted model, not a curated record. The coding region runs from base 1 to 927 and encodes 308 amino acids. Lineage: Eukaryota; Fungi; Ascomycota; Sordariomycetes; Xylariales; Hypoxylaceae.